AUGAUUGAACCAAAGAAUGUUGCUAAUGCAUUGAAAGAGGCUGAUUGGAUUAAGGCCGUGCAAGUUGAGCUAAAUGAAUUUGAACGUGAUAAUGUCUGGACUCUUGUUUCCAAACCUCAAGGAAAGACUAUUAUUGGUGCUCGCUGGCAAUCAAGAUCUCAUAUCAUUCUUGAUCAAGUGUAUGUGGAUGAUAUCAUCUUCGGAUCCACUGAUGAAAAGCUAAGUUCAGAAUUCGCGGAGGUCAUGGCCAAGAAAUUCGAGAGGAGCAUGAUGGGUGAACUAACUUUCUUUUCGGGCUUGCAGGUCAAACAAAUAACUGAUGGUAUUUUUGUUUCUCAAGCUAAAUAUAUUGCAGAUAUGUUGAUGAAGUAUGGUUUUUCUGAAUGCAAGCCGACAAAGACACUGAUGUCUUCAUCAGCGUCUAUUGGCACUGAUCCAAGUGGCACUGAUGUGAAUGCAACUCUGUUUUGA
This is a messenger RNA of Lactuca sativa (garden lettuce), 471 nucleotides long. Lineage: Eukaryota; Viridiplantae; Streptophyta; Magnoliopsida; Asterales; Asteraceae. The record is from RefSeq and is a predicted model, not a curated record.